AUGGCGGAGAUCUCUUAUGCGGAUCUCAAAGAGCUCAACACAUCAUGUCCAGCGUCAAUUACAGACGUCGAAUAUUUGUCCGCCUAUAGCUGGAUUGAAGAGACCACUCCAUCAAUCGCCGUGCCUGGUCUUCCGCGUUUUUGGACACCUCCAAAGGGACCCCAGACUCUGGAGAAAGAUUCCGGCGUUGUUUACGUAGAUCAGAAUGCGGCGCGACAUCCCGACUACCCAAUGGAGUCCCUAUUCCGAGCGUUGUUGAUCACGCAUCCCGAGUUCGAUCUUAGUUCAGUCGACGUGGUCACCGAUCGGAAUAAUAUACGCAAACUUCUUCAUUUCAUCAAUCCCAGACAAGAGAGCUACCCGUUUGAUAGAUUUACCAUCAACAUUGAAGUUAUAAAUAACACCGCCAUCCUAGGUCGAUCCGAAUCAGCCACCGCUGAACAUAUUGGACCCCAUGAGUUCCGGGGAUUCAGUCGUCAGUUCGAGAAUACAUACACUACUGCCGAACUCUGUGGCAGUAAGGGUCACUAUCGGAUUCUAUCAUACAGUUUCUGUGGGAUGAAGUUUGUGGUUCGCCACGAAACCAGUGGUUACACCAAGAAUGGUAUUGACAACCACAGAGAGUUAAAAGGCGAUGAACUCUCCGAUUUACUCGGAAACUUGUCGUUAUCGUCACCGAGCUCCUCGUAUACUAGCAUUGCGGGGUCCAAAUUGAGGGUUGGCGGUGGCGGCUAUGCGGUACCCCUCGAGUCCACGCUUGAGAUAAAGACUCGCUCCACAAAGAACCCUCUCAGCAUAGACGAAGUGGCACCACAGCUCUGGAUCUCUCAGACUUCCAAGUUGGUGCGGGCGUAUCAUGACAAAGGCAGGUUCCUUGAGCCAAAAGUGGAAGAUGUUUCCAGUAAGAUCCAAUACUGGGAAGCGGUCAACCAAUUGGACUUGACGAAGCUUGGCGGCUUGAUCGAGAAGAUCAUUCACAUUGCGAAGAGGCUUGGUGGGAGGGCGACGAUUGAAUACGACGCUAUGAGUGCCAAGCUUCUGUUUCACAAGAACACCGACUUGGACAAGAUGCUACCUGGGGACCUCUACGCCCGAUGGGGUGGCGGUGAUGGUGCUCGAGAAGGGCCAGUUGGAGAUUUCGGCGUCAGUUGCAGACAGGGCGAUGAUGAGGCUGGUCAAGUACCCAAUCGCAGCAAGGGGAAUGCUUUGCUUAAUGUUAAGAUGGGAGAGUAUGUUGUCCGCGACGACUUGCCUUUCGCUGCCGUUAUUCGGUCAGCAGUAACGAAGGGUUUCCGUCAUUUCUUUCGCAGCUUGCCAACGAGCCUCGGUGACUACCACACCCUUUGCGAAUCACUCAGGGCUUCGAAUGUGGACGUUCUCCAAGGGCGUCAGGUCCGUGACCUGAUGGCUGAUUUGAGGAGUGGCAAACAAGACUGGGACACAGAAGGGCAUAACAGGUGCUUCGGAUCGAAGAACGUCGCACGAGACUCUGCCUUCCGACUUCUUUACAUCUUCUUGCAAGAGAAAACAGAAGACAGUAACGCAGCAUACAAUGCGACCCUGUUUGUGGUCUCCCAUUACAGAAUAUUUUGGUACAAGACACGGAAGAUGGUCCGGCAGGCUUUCGAUUCUACCUAUACGCCUUCAUUCAAGCAGAAGAGAGAAUUGGACAAGUGGCCAGCGGAGGAGAACUUGCAGGAAGAUGAUGCAACUACGGAGGAGGAGGUAUCUGAUGGUGACUAUUACUGGGACUCUGACUACUCGUGA
Messenger RNA from Colletotrichum graminicola M1.001, 1767 nucleotides. RefSeq names its product geranylgeranyl pyrophosphate synthetase. The transcript has a single exon. The record is from RefSeq and is a predicted model, not a curated record. Lineage: Eukaryota; Fungi; Ascomycota; Sordariomycetes; Glomerellales; Glomerellaceae. Bases 1 to 1767 code for a protein of 588 amino acids.